AUUUUCAAACCUAGAAGUUGUGGGGUGUGUCCAUGGAAGAGUGUUGUGGGGGCUGGGUUCAGGAGGCCCUGCGCACAUGUGCUGUCACUCAACUACCCUGCACAGACAACCCAGACUGAGAGACGAGGAACAAGAGCUUCUAGUAGCCUGGAGACGCCCGUGUCCCUGCCUCAUUGAAAAAUUUAGCUUGGACACUGCUGUCCAAGUCUCCAGUGUUGUAUCACUUGGCAGUGGUUCAUUGUGAACAUUGAGGAUCAAAAGCCAGAUGAUGAAGGUUGUGGCGGUCCUGGGUGCACUGAUGGCUGUUGUCUGUCAGGUCAGCAGCAGCAGUCAGGUAACACAGAGCGAUCUGAAGCCAGCUGCGCUGUACCCCUGGAGACACAGGAGUGCAGGUCCACAGGUCAGGGUCAAGAGAGACUGGAUCAUUCCACCAAUCAGAGUGUCAGAAAACAGCAAACAGCUCCCUGAAGAUCUGGUCCAGAUCAAAUCAGACAAGGUUUUCACCGGGGAGGUGAUAUACAUGCUGGAGGGACCCGGGGUUGACCAGGACCCCAAAGGCCUCUUUGAAAUUGAUGAAAAAACAGGAUGGAUCAAAAGCAAAAUGCCACUAGACAGGGAAAAACACAAGAGCUUUAAGCUCAAGGCUUUCGCACUUUCCCCAAGUGGAGAGAGACUGGAAAGUCCCACCACGAUUGAAAUCUACGUUUUAGAUCAGAAUGACCACAGGCCUGAAUUUACCCAGAAGGAGUUUGUCGGCACUAUCCCAGAAUUCUCUGUUCCUGGAACUUCAGUAAUGCAGGUUACAGCGAUAGAUUCUGAUGAUCCAAUGACAGAAAACGCAGCUCUGAGCUACUCCAUCAUUGGACAAGAGAGCAUCCCUCCUCAUGGCAUCAACAAGACCAUGUUUGGCAUUAACAACAAAACUGGAGUCAUCUACACUCGGGAUGUGGGACUAGACAGAGAUGUGGUGCAGUCUUUCAGGCUGACUCUGCAGGUGGCUGACAUGUCUGGAAUGGGCCUAACCUCCACCGGUCGUGCCAUCAUUCACAUCUCUGACAUUAACAACCAUGCUCCGAAAUUCCAUCCUACCAUGUACAACAUGAAUGCAAUGGAGAACAAGUACAUCAUGGAGCUGGGCAGGGUCAAUGCGACAGAUAAGGACCAGAAAGGUGGAGAUAACUGGAAGAUUAAGUACACCAUUGUAAAUCCUUCAGGGCACUUUGCCAUCCGCACAGACCCAGUUUCCAACCAAGGCAUCAUUUCUGUGGCUAAGCCACUAGAUUAUGAAUCCCAGGCCGAGUACAAGCUCAUUGUCAAAGCAGAGAAUGAAGUCAGGCUUAAAGCCCCAUACGAACAAAUACACAGUGCUACAGUCACCGUCAGAGUGAUGAAUGAGAACGAGGCUCCAGUCUUCUAUAAAAACCCCAUUAAAGUGACUGUUGCGGAGUCCAUUGUUCCCGGUACUGUCCUGGUCUCAGAUAUUGCUCACGAUCCAGACAAUGCCAAGCUAAGGUUUGAAAUCAUCCAGGAUCCUGAGAGUUGGCUUGCUAUCAACCAUGAAACUGGACAAAUCACAGCCAGGAGAUCCUUCAAUAUCCGGUCCCCCUACGUCAGAAACAACAUUUACCCUGCUAUUGUGAAAGUCAUAGAUCAGGACGGUGAUGGCAUCUCUGCAACAGCUACAUUGGAGGUCAAUCUGUGGGAGACCAAUGAUUACCCACCAGUGCUGAUACCCUUGAGUGGGACAGUGUGCAGUAAUCAGGACAGAGAUAAGCUGGGCCUUCUGCUUAGUGCUGUGGAUGAGGACAUGUCCCCUCAAGCUGACCCCUUCACUUUUUACAUUGCUGAUCAAAACGUGGCUGCCAACUGGACCAUCAUAACUCUUAAUGAGACCCAUGCGGUUCUCCAGCCACUGAUAGACAUAGAGAAAGGGGAAUUCUCUAUUCCUGUGCUCGUAUCAGACUCUGGCUCUCCUUCCCUUUCCUCUAAUGCUCUGGUCAACGUGACUGUGUGUCCCUGCGACAGUUUCGGUGACUGCAGGAGCUACACCGCAGCCGUCUUUGGAACCAAAAUGGGAAUAAGCUUCAUUGCCCUUAUGAUUAUUAUGGGAUGCAUUGCUCUUCUGUUAUUUUUGAUUGUUCUUGCUGUGGCGGUGAAGGGCUGCACAAGGCAGAACAUUAGAAAAGGAGAAGGUCUGUUGGUCGGAGUGUCUGAUGAUGACAUCCGAGACAAUGUCUUUCACUACGAUGAGCAGGGAGGAGGAGAAGAGGAUGAAGAUGCAUUUAAUAUCGAUUUUCUGAGGAACCCAAGUGACAUGGUCCCUGCCCCAGCUUCAUUUUCCCCACAAGACUGCAGCCUGCCCAGGAGAAAACAGCCUCUAAGGAAAGACGCACCCCAUAACCUGCCUUCUCCUACAUAUCCACGCAAACCCCCCGGAGACCCAUCAGACAUAGAAGAUUUCAUCAAUGUUGGGCUUGACGCUGCUGACAAUGACCCUAACGUCCCACCAUACGAUACAGCACUGAUCUAUGACUAUGAGGGCGAUGGGUCGGUAGCAGGCAGCCUCAGCUCUAUCGCUUCCAUGGGCUCAGACGGUGACCAUGACUAUGACUACCUCAAUGACUGGGGACCACGGUUUAAAAAACUGGCCAACAUGUACGACCCACGUUAGGCACCAGACUGAUCCUUUUGUUCAAAAUGUUCAAAUACUCUCAUACAUGCAUGUCCUUCAAAACUCUAUGCAAAUCAAAUGUCCCAUCUUCAGUAUGAGAGUGCUCAUGAUGUAAGGACGAGGGGCGGAUUACAUUAUUGAUAUUGUAGAUAAACGGAGGUCUCCAUCAAUUCCCCAGUGAUCAGUGUAAAGGUCAUCAUUGUCAAAAAGAGACCGCACACAGUUUUUUUCCAUUCCUUCAUGGAUCAGUGAACCAAUUCAACAUACUGAUGUGACAAGUGCUUACUGUGGGCCAGAGUGUAAAUGGCUCACAUUAUGAAAGCACAAACUGGAGGGAAGAACUUUGUGUUAGUGCAUACUGAUUAGACAUGGUGCAAAAAGAGAUGCUUUGUUCAUAAACCAUGAGUCAUGUUCUUGUGAGAUUAAUUUAGCUGAUGACCAAUACAGUGAUUUUCUGUACAAAAGAAGAAUUCACCCAAAAAAGA
Molecule: messenger RNA, 3156 nt
Organism: Carassius gibelio (silver crucian carp)
Lineage: Eukaryota; Metazoa; Chordata; Actinopteri; Cypriniformes; Cyprinidae
Gene: cdh15
Product: cadherin 15, type 1, M-cadherin (myotubule)
Exons: 14
Coding region: 266-2671 (801 amino acids)
Biological process (GO): cell morphogenesis; adherens junction organization; cell-cell junction assembly
Cellular component (GO): catenin complex; plasma membrane; adherens junction
Molecular function (GO): calcium ion binding; cadherin binding
Source: RefSeq, a predicted model, not a curated record